This is a messenger RNA of Pogonomyrmex barbatus (red harvester ant), 5564 nucleotides long. RefSeq lists its product as uncharacterized. Gene Ontology annotation, molecular function: RNA polymerase II cis-regulatory region sequence-specific DNA binding; DNA-binding transcription factor activity, RNA polymerase II-specific. Gene Ontology annotation, cellular component: chromatin; beta-catenin-TCF complex. The record is from RefSeq and is a predicted model, not a curated record. Gene Ontology annotation, biological process: regulation of transcription by RNA polymerase II; canonical Wnt signaling pathway. NCBI's taxonomy places the organism in Eukaryota, Metazoa, Arthropoda, Insecta, Hymenoptera, Formicidae.
GUCGGCGCGCCGUGGAUGAGCGGAUUGCGCGCGCGCGCGCGCGCUCGCACGAUGCGAGAGCGCGGGAUUAGCCACAGGUUCAUCGUUCACCGUUUGUCGCGUCGAUCGUCGAGUGAUCUCAAUUUGCGCGAUACGACAUAUUGGUUUCCGUUCAACACUUGCCGAAACGUAUAUGUAUUAGAGUGAUUUCGAGGCGAUCGCGAAUGCGUUUGGAUCGUGCGAUGCCGCCUCGCAGCGGUAAGUGCGCGCGUGUCAGCAAAAUAGCCACUAAGGGGCGCCAAGUGCGCGCCCAACACGCCUCUCUGGAUAUCGUGGAAACCGCCGAGGAAGCUACUACGGGUAUGGUAGUAAUAACGACAGAGACGACCGUCCUCGUGACAAUGACAACGACGACGUUGACGGCGAUGACGUCAAGCGGAACGGCGGCAGUCGUGACAACGAGAAUGGACAAGCCCGCGGUAACGGCGGCGUGCAACGAGGGUCGAUCGCAAUGGACCGGGCGCAUGCGCCAAUCCCUGGAGAGCAGCUCCGAGCCAGCCCGUGAAAACGGUACCCCGGUGCAUCGUUAUCCGGAAAGGCAGCGACGACGGGAGAGACUCACUUUGGGGAGGAAACAUCAUCGACCGGCAAAAGAUACCGAGACUACCAUCGCCGGAGCCUCAUGCUCGUCGACAUCGUUAUCGUCGCCGCCGACGCUUUCGUCACCGUCUUCUUGCGCAUCUUCGCGCCGCUCGAGCUCCCCGCCAUCGAGCACUUCGUCGCCAGCGCGAUCCUCCACCUCCUCAUCGGUCACGAGCGAUCCGCUAGCGGUCAAGCUAGCGACCAAAGGCAGGCGAGGAGGCAAUUCCGAUUACAGCGACAACGGGAUUGAAAAGAGGGGAGAGAACGCGGGACUAAAACAGGAUAACAACAGCUCGAUUCAUGGAGCAACGGAAACGACGACGACAACGACGACGACGACGACGACGACGACGACGACGACGACGACGACGACGACGACGACGACGACGACGACGACGACGUCGGUGUCGACUUGUUCUUCUUCGACUACUGUGUCGUCCUCAUCACCAUUCUCUUCCCCCGUGUCUACUUCUUCCGCAUCAUGUCGGACGACGAUGACGCCGCGCGGUCAUGAUCUCGAUCAUACAGGAGCCGCACACCCCUCGUCCUCGUCCGCUCUUGAAAGACUGAGAAGUGCUUUGGAGAACUAUGAUCGUAGUCGAAUCUACCUCGCCCAUGUUUGUUAUCUGGAUUGGCGGGAUCUGCCAGGUAAACGACAUGGCGGUGGCGACGCGACGCGGAGCAGUGAGAGGGUGUGGGUGGUGGGAGCGGCGGAUCACGAGGGCCACCAUCGGACGCGAUUGUUGGUGGCCGGCCGCCACUGGCGACCACGUUGUCUACGCAGGGUCAACAUGCUGAGCCAACCGGUGGUGUACGCCGGUGGCGGUAGAGGUUCCUUAACUGCCGAUCUUUUUCUAUGGUGGUUCCAUCGUGAAUUUGCUGUCACGGCAAUGGCGAUGCAUCCGGAUGGCGCCGUGUUGGUAGUCGAGAGCGCCGAUUAUCUACCACCGGAGGGUGACUGUGUCGCCGCGGAUGGUCUAGUACGACUGUUCAUUGUUCCCAAAGAUUGCAUGGAGACGCGUCUGGUAGUUCGAGAAUUGAGAGUGCGAUUAGCUACCGGUAUACUAUCGAGAGCACGCUGUGGCGUUUAUCGCGAUAAAUUCCCCUCGAUCUUGGGUUUGCCCGAGGAAGAAGGCGAUCACCGAUUGGAUGCGUAUUUAAAAAGAUUUACGCUAAAGGAGGCAUUCGCGGAUCUACAUCGUGCUUGGCUCAGUGUUCGAUCGGAAACAUUUGCUCGCAGUUGGACGUUACCACGCGAUCGUGAGGAUCACUCGCUGACGGGGUGUAAUGGUGCCAUGUUGCCGCCCAGGAUCCACGCGGUAGAUCAGGAAGAGGACAGGAUAUUGCUCGUCGAAUUGCAAGGUCUCGCUAGGGAGGUCGGAUUGGAAAUCACCGAUGAUGAGCUCGGUAGAUGGAUCGUCGAUGAGGAGAGCGCGUUCACGUGUCUCGUUAAAAAAAGGGAACCGGAUGAAGAACAUUGUCGGGUGAAAGUCGAGGUAGAGGCGGAUAAAUGGUCGGACCGCAAUGGCGACGAGGAUGGAAACGAUGGUAUCGAAGAGGAUGAUGGCGAGGACGAACCCACCGCUGAAGAGGCUGUCGGACUUCUGUCGAGAGUGUUGACUUGGAUGGAAAGAGAACCUCUCGAUCCAGGACUCCUACUGACAAUCAGAUCGAUGCGCGAUACUGCCGCACUUAUGGCAAGCAAGAUGGGUUUGGCAGGAACGCAUCCAGCAAGCGGGCUACCUUUCUUCUGUCCGAACGGGGACCACCUUACGCAGCCACCCCCUGCCCAUAUGGGUAUACCACCAUACGGCGCAUUGGACGCUGGCAAGGCGGCCGCUGCUGCUGGUCUUACGAGAGCACCGAUGUAUCCCUUUUCGACGAGCCAGUACGCAUACCCCAUGCUUAGUCCAGAAAUGACGCAAGUCGCUUCCUGGCACACACCGAGCAUGUACCCCAUCUCACCGGCGAAUGCCGGCUUCCGAAGUCCAUAUCCCACGAGUUUACCCAUCACGAGUUCUAGUUUACCAAGUGAUCUCUAUCGAUUUUCACCGACGGGCCUUAUGCCUCCGCAUCCCGGCCUGAGUCCGCACGCACACGCGCUAGCGUCGCACGCAUUGGUGUCCUCGGCGCCAAAAGCGGACCACUCCACCCUGGAUCACAAUCACAGGUCAACGAUAGAGCAGAAAAACUCCACGUCGUUACCUACGGAUAACGCGAAAGCUCAGGACACGGGACAACAGAACAAUCAAGAUAAAAAGAAACCCCAUAUAAAAAAGCCUUUGAACGCAUUUAUGCUGUAUAUGAAGGAGAUGAGGGCGAAAGUUGUGGCAGAGUGUACCUUAAAAGAGAGCGCUGCGAUCAACCAAAUAUUAGGAAGACGAUGGCACUCGCUAAGUCGGGAGGAGCAGGCGCGGUAUUAUGAGGCGGCCAGGCAGGAGCGCCAUCUGCACCAGCAACGAUACCCCGGCUGGAGUGCCAGGGAUAACUACGGAUAUGGCAGCAAGAAGAAGAAGAGGAAGAAAGAACGCUCCACAGAUCCCACCGGAGGUAAUAACAUGAAGAAAUGCCGUGCUAGGUAUGGAUUAGAUCAACAAAGCCAGUGGUGCAAACCUUGCAGACGCAAGAAGAAAUGUAUCAGAUACAUGGGGGAGGGAGGAGACGGCGAUGGUGAAGCUGAUGGUGAGGCCGAGGAUGAUCAUUCGGAGGACAACUUGGGUAGCGUAGGAGAGGCGGGAACUCCAGAGGAGGACGAGUCCCUCAGUAGCCCCGGGGGCCUAUCCGCGUUGUCUAGUCUGGCGAGCCCUUCGUUGGUCUUACCAUCACCCUCGAGUCUGGCCAGUCCAUGCCCAUGUCCGUUGACGCCCCCGGUGCCGCCUCCACCUCUGUCGAACACGAACCAGCCGAUAACGACGACGACGACGGUGGCAGCGAUGGCGGGAUCGGCGGCGGCGGUGACAUCGGUGGCAGCGCAGCAACAACAGCAACCGCAACCACCUCCACAGCCUCAUCGCAAUCCCGUCGGCACGAAUCCUCACGACAUUAAUAAUCCGCUCAGCGUGAAUCAAUUGACUGGACAGUGUAUAAAAAGCGAACCCGCGCCUUCGGGCCCCUCCAACCCGGCAAUCAGUGUUACGUAGCCCCGGCCGGACCCACGUGACCGAACUGUUGUUAUACGCGGUGUCAUCUAUAGGGUCCGUCUACGUAUACACGCGAUGUGAAGGCUGGAUGACAAAGAACUGAUUGAAAUGAUGAUAAAAAUAAUAAGUGGAAGAGAGCGAGAGAGAUUUCUGAGGAGAGGAGGAGAUCAAAAAAAGAAUCUCCCCUUUGUUCAGUUUUCUCUUAUAGUCUGAUCUGAUCAAAGAGAAGGGAGAGAAGAAGACCAGAUAAACGGAGAGUGUGAUAGUCUCCAAACACCUGAAGAUAAUACGAGGGCUCACUUACGAGAUAGUUGAGCAUGUGUUGAAAUUAAAUGCAAUCCGUAAUCUAAAUGGCACUGUUAACGAUUUGAAUUCGGGUACGUAAAGUCACAUCGCCGUUGUGGAUUUAUUUUGUCUUCGAUCGUUCUCUUCUGGCCUCGCUCUUGUCCAUUGUUCGCCGAAAUAGGAAAUGUUCAGUGUCCAAAGUUGGAAAUAACAAUCGAGACGUUAUAUUUGUGUUAACGAAAGAACAAAAAUACUAUGUGCAGAAAUACUCAGGACCAAGUAUUUGGUUGUCACCUGCUCGAUAAAAAAGAAAAGGAAACGUAAGCGAGAGAGAAGCGUGAAAGAAUAUACGUGCACAUAUACAUGCGUGCGCAAAUUGGGAUAGAGCAAGGUGCACAGAUGAUAAUGCGACUGAGGAAGUAAGCUUAUAAGCUGAGGAAAAUGCGCGUGACGCAGCUUGUAGUCCUUGUUACGUUGUGAUGCCAAUGACUGAGAAGUCAUGUUCCUGUGCCAGCUACUAUACUCUAGAAAAGUAAUUAUAUUGCGAACAAGUAGCUAGAAACGUAAAGCGAAAGAGGGUCGCGAGAAAAAAAUAAAGCGACACGCACGCGCGCGCGAUACGUUUUAUUGUCAUUUGUUUAUUCGACCUCAUCACACAUUGGUGUGUCAAAAUACCCAUCUUCUAUGUAUAUGUAAUUUGUUAUUUUUUUAAAAGUCUAUAUACAGUGCGGUUGAUUAGCAUGUAAGCUUACCGAAUACCUUAUUACCGAAUCCCCGCUCAUUUUCUCUCUAAUACUCGAAUACCUUUUUUUUCUCUCCUGUUUUCCCUCUUUUAUGUCCCUUAUUUUACAUUUUUAAUAAUACUAUCGUUAAUAAGUGGCGCUAUACGAUUGACAAAGUUUUAUAGCAAUAUAUUUCUAUAGAACUUGUCAAACAAAUUGUUUUAUUUGUGCGGAAUAUUAUACUAUUCAACUACGUAGUUACUAAGUUUUAAUACAUAUCGAUCGCGUAUUAAUAUUGAUAAUACGUAAUUGAUAUAUAUUAAUAAUACGUAUAAAAUUUCAAAUUAUCACAGUCAACUUCGAAAACAUCGGUAUAUUUUCAUCUUUUGAUUCUUUUUUUGAAUUGAAAGAUGAUUAAAUUCGUAAAUUCGUAAUUUUGAUUUAACAAAGACAAUAACCGCACUAAAUUAAAAAAAAAAAGAGAGAAUAAAGACUCCCAGAAUCAAGAGACGUGAUCAUCUUUUAUAAAAAGAUUGGAUCGAGCUGCAUUAAGUUACAAGCAGCGUUAAAAGGGACAUUCUUGGGAGGAUUAUCCUGUAAUAUAUUCAUUUCUCCCUUGCAUUUCUGUCCCUCUCAUCAGAUAUAUUUUCUGCCUCCCCUUUCACUCCUACGUGCUAACGUAACAUGAGCGUUUGAUGAACAUAUAGUAACGUCCGACUUAAGAAUUAAUUAUUCGUAAUUUAUAUGCGUGCGCAUCAGAGAAACAUGUUUCUCUCUCAAAUCGUAUAGAAAAAAA